Molecule: messenger RNA, 1075 nt
Organism: Rosa chinensis
Lineage: Eukaryota; Viridiplantae; Streptophyta; Magnoliopsida; Rosales; Rosaceae
Product: EEF1A lysine methyltransferase 4
Exons: 7
Coding region: 136-906 (256 amino acids)
Source: RefSeq, a predicted model, not a curated record
UUUAGCGGAAAAAUAGUGAGAAAAUAAAAAAAUUUGACUUCAAGAGUAAUAGAACAGGUGUGGAUUGCAAUUACGAUUUCAGGGUUUUAGGCUUUUAGCAAACAGCGAAGCAGAGACGAAGAAGUAAAACCCAGAAUGGGUACAACAAAAGACCCGAACGGAGCUCAGAAAAGUCGCGUUGGCCCGACCACUACUCUGGCUUACCUCGAUCCUCAAUACUGGGAUGAGCGCUUCACUACUGAGGAACAUUACGAGUGGCUCAAGGACUAUUCUCACUUUCGGCACCUCAUUCAAUCCCAUCUCAAUCCCAGUUCUUCUAUCUUGGAGCUGGGUUGUGGAAAUUCACAGUUGUGUGAGGAAUUAUAUAAAGAUGGGUUUACUGAAAUAACAUGCAUUGAUCUAUCUGCUGUUGCGGUGGAGAACAUGCAGAAGAAGUUACUGUCUAAAGGUCUUAAGGAAAUAAAAGUUCUGGAAGCUGACAUGCUAGACCUGCCUUUUAGCAACGAGUGUUUUGAUGUUGUUAUUGAGAAAGGAACCAUGGAGGUAUUGUUCGUGGAUAGUGGUGACCCAUGGAAUCCCCGGCCUGCAACGGUAACCAAGGUCAUGAAGAUGCUUGAGGGCAUUCAUAGAGUUUUGAAACCAGAUGGAAUAUACAUUUCAAUUUCUUUUGGCCAGCCACAUUUCAGGCGCCCUUUAUUUGAGGCUCCACAGUUUACCUGGUCUGUAGAGUGGAGUACCUUUGGUGAUGGAUUUCACUAUUUCUUCUAUACAUUGAAGAAGGGAAGAAGAUCACCAGAUAAUAGAAGUGAUGAGAAGUUAGAGAGGCCAUCCAUAAAUCUUUAUCAAGAUGAAUUAGAGGGCGAAGACUUCAUUUUCCGAACCAAUUUGGAUGAGCUCAGCUCUUAGAAAUACCUUGUAUUAUUAUUUUGCUGGGGUACUAUUUAUCUGAAUGUAAUUCGAAAGCGUGAUCAUUAUUUACUGAUCAAUGUUCUUACGAAAUCAAUUGGUCCAGUGAUACUGAGACGUUGAGACAAAUGGAAGGAGGGCUUAAGCCUCCAGUGCAUGUACUUGAUUA